Molecule: messenger RNA, 3040 nt
Organism: Planococcus citri (citrus mealybug)
Lineage: Eukaryota; Metazoa; Arthropoda; Insecta; Hemiptera; Pseudococcidae
Gene: PRL-1
Product: PRL-1 phosphatase
Exons: 5
Coding region: 780-1334 (184 amino acids)
Biological process (GO): protein dephosphorylation
Cellular component (GO): nucleus; cytoplasm
Molecular function (GO): protein tyrosine/serine/threonine phosphatase activity; protein tyrosine phosphatase activity
Source: RefSeq, a predicted model, not a curated record
ACCAAAGUAAAUCAACACCUAACAACCUCUAAAGCCUAGUAAAUAUCUUCUCUCUUCAGUUCGACAGAAAUUUUUCCAUUUCGAAGUAGUUUUGUGCUGUUAUUCUAAUUAAAAAUAAUUUGCUGCUUUUAUUGUGUGUACAAUUGGAUGGAUAUUGUGACUAAAUCUGCGCUCUGCUUUACCUUCAUGGAGUUUUUGUUAGAUAGCAGCGAAUAUUGCCAAGCUCAACACAAAUAAAGAGAGAGAGCGAUACUUUAAUACGCCAUAUCACCAAGUGGUGUAAAAUUCGAGCGCCGCGACAUCAUCUGGUGAUCGAGUUCGGAAGACGACGUGUUCCUGAGAGAAAGAAAGAGAGCAAGUGUACGUUUGCGAAAGAGUGCAAAUUUUCUAGUUGAAUGGUUCAGCGGCGGCUAUCACGAAUAACAUCGUAGCGAUUAUAAAAUUUCGAAUACGAUUCCGCUGCUGACUUCCGGCUCAUCAGGGUGAUCAGUCGGCGCAUGUAUUGGACUUAAAAAGUAGUUAGGCAUUACAAAUUAUCGUACUAAUUUUUUUUUCUUUUCUUUUUUUUGUUCUUUUUGUUUGUCGUCUUUGUUGAUGUACAAAACUAGUUGAAUAAGUCGUUUUUACUAUUUUUUUCCUAUUGUUAUAAGGGCUUUUCCUUCGUUCGUAUCUUCUUUUUUCCUUUCUUCGAGAUCGAUAUAGAUUAACGAUCUUCGUACGUUUGUGUUAUUCUCUCUUCCUCUCUCGUAUAUCCUUUGUUUUUAUAUAAUUUUAAUUUAAUGACAAGUCCUACCAAAAUGAGUAAUCAUUCGGUUAUUCGCCCGAAGGAUAUACGACCAGCUCCGGCCGAGAUUGAAUAUAAAAAUUUGAAAUUUUUAAUAACGGAUAGACCAUCGGAUCAAACUGUUCAGUAUUAUGUAACUGAAUUAAAAAAGCACAAUGUUAAUUAUGUUGUACGCGUUUGCGAACCAACGUAUAGCGUCGAAGAAUUGAAGAAAGAAGGUAUUAACGUUUUUGAUCUCGCAUACGACGACGGUACAUCACCCCCAAAUGAAGUUAUUGACGAAUGGUUUGAAAUAUUAAAGAAAAGAUCCAAAGAAAAUCCCGAAGCGUGUAUCGCAGUUCAUUGUGUUGCUGGCUUGGGACGAGCGCCGGUUUUGGUAGCUUUAGCAUUAAUUGAACUUGGAAUGAAAUACGAAGAUGCUGUCGAAUUGAUAAGACAGAAAAGGCGCGGUGCAAUUAACUCUAAACAACUCGCUUUCCUAGAGAAAUACCGACCGAAAUCACGAUUAAAAAUGAAAAACGGACAUAAAAAUUCGUGCUGCGUGCAAUAAAUAAUUUAUUUGACUGCGUUAAAGAAUUACUUUUUUUUCGAAUUAAAUUAUAUAACAUUAAAUUAAUUAUAUUUAUUUAGCUGCAAUAAGUAUUAAUAGAUAUAUUGAAUUCUCUUUUAAAAACAAACAAAACAAAAAAAAUGUAUUUAUAAUUAUUUAAUGUGUACUUAGCUUAUUUAAAGAUUAAUGUAGGCUCUCUUUUCCUCUUUGAAAGAAAUUUUUUUCCUAGUUUAAUACGUCGUGUGUUGAAUCGUUCCCACUGAAUAUGUAAUAAAAUCGUUUUUAUUUUGGCUAUAUAUCUACCUACGUGUAUGUUGUAGUUGGUUUCGUUGAAUUUUUCUCUUUCGUUUCUCGUUUUGUUUUGUUUUUUUCGUUACAUUCAAGAAUAUAAAAACUGUGUUCUAUAUGAAAUAUAUACCAAAAAAUAAAAAAUAAAUAAGUUUACUCCGGAACUUCCAUUUUUCAUAAUUUUACAGAAUUUUAUCUAAUAACUUUUUUUAUAUUCAUUUCCCCCGUCGAUCCGUUUUAACAAUCGUCAAUUUUUGUUUCCAUUUAUACUCAUUUGAAAUGUUUAUAUAUUUUAUAUACUUACGGUGAUUCUUUUUUUUUUUUUUGUUAUAUUUUAUUUAUAUAUUUCAUAUGUGUGUAUCUUUGAAACGUUUCAGUAUUUCAUAUUACGAAAAGGCAGGCUGGGUUUUCUACAUUACAUAUUAGAGCAAUUCAAUGGUGCCGCGCCUACAUAAAAUUAUUACCGGUAACGUAGAUAGCAUAAAUAUUAGCGCGAGGUAAAUUUUUAUAAAGCUGCCAUUACGGGCACUGAAAAUUUUUCCAAGCCAUUCACUGUAUGUAUUAUGCUUCGUGUGCAUCUAGACACGAGAUACUAAACGUAAUUUUGUAAAUAAUCAUAUCGCGUGUGGAGUAUGGAGUAAUCCGGAGAAUAUUUUUUUCUUUAUUUAGUGCGAACGAUAUACCUUAAAUAUUACGUGAGCGCGUUUAUAAAUUAUACGAUUAUGUUGAUGACGAUGACGAUGAAGCGCUUGUAAUAACCAAAAUAUACAUAUUUUUUUUUCGUUUCGACGUUAAAUUCUAUAAAUCUUUAUCGGAUUGUAUGUAUCAGUUUUUCCUAGAGAAAAGUUACUUACCUGUACCUACGGAAUAUUUAUUCACGAAUGGAGACUCGUGUAGUAUUAUUUUGUAACUUGCGGCCUUAGAAACUUACUUAGCGCUCUUCGACGAAACAUCCGUUUGAUUUUGGUGAUCGAGUAACGAUUUUUUUUUGUUUUUUUAAAUAAACCGAUUUUUAAAAAAUGAACAAUACGUAUGCUUAAAUGUACAUCAGUUACCAGGUAUUAGAGUAAAAGCGUUUUUGUAUAUAUUUAUUUUUUGUACGAUACCUUUUUCCAUUUUCAUCGCGUAACGUGUGGAAAAACGUAUUGAAAAAACUUAACUAUUAGUUUGUAUUUGUCUUCCGUAUUUGGAAAUCUAUUAAGACGUGAUGUUAUAACGCGUAUUAGACAAUGUCGGAUAAUGCACAAGCGGUAUAUUUACAAUUAUUAAGAUCUGGUCAUUAAUCUCAUUGGAAUUAUAUAAAAAUUUAGGCUGUUUAUUUUCUUUUUUUUCAACUUGAUGUAACACGCUUGUUAUUUGCUAGCUUGUUAUUUUAAUUUAUGUUGUGAAAAUAUCAAAAUAUAAAGUAUCACUUUUCA